AUGGAAUUUGAUGAUGCUAAACCUCUUUAUACGAGGUAUGUUUGGCCUAGAGGAGAUAAGAGCUUGUUAUUUAAAAUCUAAAUGGUCAUUUCGUCCAUUAUGAUUUUUGUAGGUAUUGUACAAGCCACCAAUAUCUUCCUAUUAAAUAAGCAAUAAGAUAACUCAAUUACGUUAGGCUUCAUUGUGAUUAUUAUCUUAUUAGUAGUUUUAAGUACUAUAAACAUUCUUUGGGCUCUCAAAACCAGCAAGCUCUUAGCAGUAAGCGAUAGUCCUCAAAAUGCAACUAACACAAAGUUCACUUAGGUUCUUUUGUUCUUUACUCUCAUUUUGCUUACUUUAUAUGUGGUCUUCUUCGUCCUCUUCUAGUUUGCUUAAUCUGAUUUAUUCAAUGCAGCUAUGGCUUCAUCUUAGAGCGAUUUACAAAAGUACUAAACAAUUUAUAAUGAUCACAAAUAAUGGAUUCACAUUUUUGGCUAUGUUAAUUGCGUAUUCUUGGUGUUCACAGCUUUUACUCAAUAAAUCAUGAGUGACUCUAAGGUUGCUGCUAAUUUGAUGAUUUUCUUGUUGAGUAUUUCUCUUUUGUUUGUUUCAUACUAUUUGUUACAUGCAAUUAAUGUUUUAUACUCUGUCUUUGACUAUCCCUCUUACAGCUUUGAUACAGAACCUUUAACUGCUCUUAAGUCUGUUGCUGUUGUCAGCAUUUUACUUUUAAUUAUGAUCGUUAUUAUCAACUUACGUAAAAAGGAAGUUUCAUAUCUUUUAUUGGGUACCCUCUUGCUCUUAACACUCAUAGUUGCUGUUCCUUCUGCUGGAAAAGUAUUCAGAAUGUACAAUGAUGUUAACAAUAGUUACACAAACAACUGUCAUGAAUAGUUAGGCCAUUUAGAUUAUCAAUACUUAGCUUCAUAAGGUUGCCAACAAAAGUACAUUUACAGAGAAGGUUCUCCCAAAGAUUGCGGUAACCGUUUCGAUGAUUGCUUUGAAUCAAUUGAUAACUUACGUAAGACUGGUGUUGAAGAAAAGAGAUUCAUUACAACUGUUUGGGAAGAAAGUCUUUAUCCUAAGUCUAGCUAACAACCUCGUAUUGCUGGUUUAUCUUCAUAGUGCUGUGGUACAGUUGUUAAUGUUUACUCUCGUCCCUUCCUCAAAGUUGGAGCUUUAGCUUUGAGCUACAUUAUUCUUGUUUUCUUUUUGUCAAGCUAUCUCUAUUCUAACAGUUCUCAUCCCUCUUAACCCAAUGAAUUAGUUCUUUCAAGUGUUUCCAAAAACGUAUUAUUAGGAUUGUUCUUCGGUCUCUUAUUGAUUGGCGGUAUUUACACUGCUGUUAGUAGCCAUUCUACUGAUGCAGUACGUCGUAACACUGUUGUUGUAAAUAAACUCAUUAACAUUAAGAAAUCAAACCCUUCAAACACUUACCACGAAUACAAUAAGUGUACUUUAUUCUAACACUUCGAAGAUGAGUCUCUUGUCAACAGUGAAUAUAGAUAAAUUGUAUUUGCUGAUAUUAGUGUCUAAAAAGCUAGCAACUAAUACUGUGAAAAUUGCUAAAAUCCUGAUUUACUCUUGAUUAUCUCAACCGUUCGUGGAAACUCAGACAACUGUCCUACAAACUUCAGAUUUGAUUAUCCAAACCCAACUGAUAGAGUUCACGUAAUUCCUUCCACUCUCGCUCAACCCCUUGCAAACGACUAGGUCUGUUUUGACCCAGCUACUAAGAGAAGUUUAUGUACUCCUUGCUAAAACUACUUUGGAGUCAGUGGUGAUCCCAUUCAAGUCCUUAAUUAUGUUCGUAGCUCUGUCUCAGCAUGCAACAGAGAAGGUUUGAAAUUCGUCAUUUAAGCUUACUAAGUAGAUUCUAAAUUAUUCUCUGCAUAACAAAUUUCCACUAAGUCCUAGAAUUUAGAAUAAACAGUCACUAUUGAUACUACCUAACUGAAGAGAUCUAUCUUCCACCCUCACUCUAAGAAAGAUAAGGCUCUUGAAAACCCUAGAUUACUUGCUGGUUUGAAAAAAUUAACAGUCAAAUUAGCUGUAAGAGACUUAGUCACCAACUAAAACCUCUCUGGAGCUAACGUCUAGCUUUAUGAAUCCUAUGGUACUGAAAAUACAUGUUUUGCUGGUGACAAUGCUAAACUAAUCUACUAAGGCUUAUCUACUAACAAUGGCAUCAUCAACUUGGACUUUGUUUACUCAACACUUCCCACAACACGUUAUACAAUUUAAGCUUCGUUAGAUGGUUAUGCUAUUAAUUGUAGAACUUUCACUUUGAAUGAAAAACGUCUAUUCCUAGAUAUUGGUCUUUCUCCAGAACUUAAAACUCAUCAAACUAGAUUUGUCCUUGAAUGGGGUACUGAAUCAGGUCUUGAGACUGGUUAGGAUUUAGAUCUUUAUCUCAAUUCAAACUCUGAAGCAGACAAAUGGGUAUGCUAUUCUUCUUAUUUCAGCUCUUAAUGCGCUGGUUCUGUUUAUCAUGGUGAUGCUAAGGGUGAUAAAAUAAGUACUGAGGCUAUUACAAUUAAUGCUUUGGGCUAAACCAAGUAUUUAGUCUUCUUUAAGUUACCAGUAGUCUCAAAGAUUAACGGAAUAGUUGAUAACAGCAUUAUUUCUAACCUCAAGCCAAUAGUUAAAGUCUACACAUAAGGCUAAAGCAGACCUACUCAAGUCUCUGUAUUCGAUAACUCAUUACAAAAAGGUACUUUCACUGAUUAUGAAAAGAAUUUCAGAUUUGCAAAUCUCGCUUGGUGCAUUAGCGGCUAAAAUAGUGAAAUUGUUAAGUAUGCUAAAGGUUUCUCAUACUCUGUUGCCUGGUAAAUUGUUGAUCCAGAUAAUUCCAACACAUACGAUCUUCCUCUCUCUUCUGUCAUCUGUUGA
Tetrahymena thermophila SB210 is the source of this 2871-nucleotide messenger RNA. RefSeq names its product transmembrane protein, putative. The transcript is spliced from 2 exons. NCBI's taxonomy places the organism in Eukaryota, Ciliophora, Oligohymenophorea, Hymenostomatida, Tetrahymenidae. The record is from RefSeq and is a predicted model, not a curated record.